Molecule: messenger RNA, 4327 nt
Organism: Cyclopterus lumpus (lumpfish)
Lineage: Eukaryota; Metazoa; Chordata; Actinopteri; Perciformes; Cyclopteridae
Product: vacuolar protein sorting-associated protein 26B-like
Exons: 6
Coding region: 150-1151 (333 amino acids)
Biological process (GO): intracellular protein transport; retrograde transport, endosome to Golgi
Cellular component (GO): retromer complex; endosome
Source: RefSeq, a predicted model, not a curated record
GGUUGUAACUCGAAAUAUUCAAUAAUCUCGGAAGCAGUUUAUGCGCUGGACGUCUCACGGCCAAGCGAGCAAAAAAGCCAGUGUUUUACAGGAAAAGGAGGGGGCCGUUUCUCAGUCGGACCCGCUGACAGCUCGACUGACCAGCAGCGAUGAGCUUCUUUGGCUUUGGUCAAAGUGCGGACAUCGAUGUAGUUCUGAAUGACGCCGAAACCAGAAAGAAAGCGGAGCAUAAAAGCGAAGACGGCAGGAAGGACAAGUAUUUUCUCUUCUACGACGGGGAGACGGUGUCGGGGAAAGUCAACGUGACGCUCAAGUACCCGGGAAAGAGGCUCGAGCACAACGGCGUCAAGAUCGAGUUUAUCGGCCAGAUAGAGCUGUACUACGACAGAGGGAACCACCACGAGUUUGUGUCUCUCGUGAAGGACUUGGCUCGGCCAGGGGAGCUCACACAGUCCCAGACGUUUGACUUUGAGUUCACGCACGUGGAGAAACCCUACGAGUCUUACACCGGCCAGAACGUCAAACUACGCUACUUUCUGAGGGCGACAGUCAGCCGGAGACUUAACGACAUAAGCAAAGAGCUGGACAUCGUGGUGCACACACUCAGCAGCUACCCCGAGCUCAACUCCUCCAUCAAGAUGGAAGUGGGGAUCGAGGACUGUCUGCACAUCGAGUUUGAGUACAAUAAAUCCAAGUAUCACCUCAAAGAUGUGAUCGUGGGGAAGAUUUACUUCCUGCUGGUGAGGAUCAAGAUCAAACACAUGGAGAUAGACAUCAUCAAGCGGGAGACGACCGGCACGGGGCCGAACGUCUACCACGAGAACGACACCAUAGCGAAGUAUGAGAUCAUGGACGGUGCGCCGGUCAGAGGAGAGUCCAUCCCCAUCAGGCUGUUCCUAGCGGGCUAUGAGAUGACACCCACCAUGAGGGACAUCAACAAGAAGUUCUCGGUGCGGUACUACCUGAACCUGGUCCUCAUCGAUGAGGAGGAGAGGCGCUAUUUCAAACAGCAGGAGAUCACGUUGUGGAGGAAAGGCGACAUCGUGAGGAAGAGUAUGUCUCACCAGGCCAUCAUCGCCUCGCAGCGCUUUGAAGGCUCCUCCAAUCCGGAAAAGACCCCGACCCAGAGCAACGAAGAGGACGACAGCUAAAUCCCAGCAUGCACCUCACCCAGCGAGUGCCGGAGCGAAUGCAACACGGAAGCUGUCUGCGAGUUCUCUGUCUCUCUGUCUCUCUGUCUGUCUGUCUGUGUGUGUGUGUGUGUGUGUGUGUGUGUGUGUGUGUGUGUGUGUGUGUGUGUGUGUGUGUGUGUGUGUGUGUGUGUGUGUGUGUGUGUGUGUGUGUGUGUGUGUGUGUGUGUGUGGAAAUAUGACUGUCUGUCAAGGGAACAAACAGUCCGACUCAGACUGUAGUUGCAAGUAAUUCUGUUUGUUUUAAUCACCUUGAAGUACCAGCUGGGUGGCGUUUACCACAUUAAGACUGAUUGCAAAGUGCUUAAUUAAACCUUUAUGGCAGUUCAGUGGGGAAAACUUCACCCAAUAGAUGCACUUAAAUAUAAUGUACAAAUACUGGACGACCAAUGUAUGUGUGUGUGUACAGUAUGAGAGCCACCACAGGUGCAUUUCUAACAACCUUUCAUUCUAACUACUUACUCGGCUGGAAGAAACGGUAGGUUUCUAAAAACGGUAGGUUAAUAAUAGAACUUACAGUACAUCUCUGUAUGUCUCCUCAGAAGACUGUGACAUUCAUUUAUUUAAGCUCCACUGCCAUGCCCCUCUCACUUGCUUCUAAUUUAAAAAAUAUAUUUGGUUAUAAAGAAAAGAGCAACGACAGAAAAAAACAAGUACAAGACUUUAAAAAGGCUCUUCAUUUACAUAUUUGUAUCAGAAAAAUAUUUUCAUACAUUCCGAGGCUCUCAUCAGUAAUAGGCAUGACUCUAGAGUAUUUAUUUUUGAACAAAGUUCCUCAUCUUUGAACCACGAACGUGGCACUUUUCUUCCAUCACUAUAGCCGUCUCAUUACUUAGAAGCUCUGCUCUCUUAUUUGCACUAUCAAUCUAAUUCUGCUCCUGCUGUGUGCUCGUGGCAUCGCUUGACAUGGAACACGGACAGUAUUAAACCUGUGUUUAGUGAUGUGCUCGAGUCCCGCCUCUGGAAGGGAAGGCUCACCUCAUAUUUUCCCCUCUUAUCUUGUAGUGCUAUUUAUCAAUUUAGAUUGAUUUUGGCCCUCGGCUUCUGGUGCUAAAAGUGCCAAAACAAUAAUGCAAGGUUGGUGGUUCAUCUUGAGUAACCGGGGUGACUCAUGCGGCUCACGUCAAAACAUCUAGAUUGAUAAAUGGAUCGACAGGUAAGAGGACAAAUAUGUGUUGUUGAUGCUGAACUGUCCCCAUAAUGAGCUGUCGUGUCUGACAGCCCUGUGUGGCUAGCUUUGUGCCUCCGGGUUUAUUGCCAAAAACGUGACAGUCCGUUUAGACUGCGCUCAUCACUUUUCAUGACAUGGAAAAUGGGUGCCAAGUUUUAAAGAGAAAAAAACAAAAUGCACCUCUGUCAUAUUGAGUCCCAAACUCUUUAACGUUAUCAAAACGAGCAUAAUCCGUUUAGAUUGUUGCUGCUUGUGGUUAGUGAGAGCAGAUCAUUGACAUCCUGUUCCAUUCCUCCUCUAUUCUGGAGCUGAGCCCCUACUUCACCCUGGCCUGCUUGACGAGCUCUCGCUUUGCAGCUUCUUCGCAAAAUAAAUCUAUCACUGUGUGUCAAUGUUAAAGUUUAAGACCUUUUUCUAGUCCAUACUUUUACCGGCAGAGGAAGGUCAACUUUUAGCAUGCUGCUGUUGUGCUGAAGCGACAUGUCCGCUGUCGACAGACUAACCCCUAAACCUGCUAGAAUAUAGGAUGCUGAUUUAGUUUCCUGGAGCUUCACGUAGGGUUUCCUUCAUCAGAGAUUCUUCCUUUGGCAUCUUAAUGGUGGUGGCAGAAUUUACUCCACAAUCUCUACUUGAUUUUUAAUAAUGGAUUGUACAAGAAUAAUCUGAGGGAGUGGGUGGGGGGGGGUUUGACGCUGCCUUCCCUUUGCAAAUUAUGACCAUACUCUCCAUUGCUAACGCCUGAGCUCAACCCGGAUUUCACGCCUAAUAUGUUAACAGCCCAAAUCCAGAUUUCUUGUAAAACAUAUCAAACUGUGCUUUCUGUUUACGGAGCAGUUAUUACCACUGUCCCUCUGUUAGCGGAUAAGAGGCAGCACUGUGGCAUCUUUCAGGUUGAGGUUGGGUUGUGCCUAACAUGCUUGAUAUACUUUUCACAUUUCUGUGGAGGGAUCCCGACGUGCUUGCAGUCCUUGGAGUGAUGUUGUCUGAACAGUCACGGUUUAACCCCGACUAACUGUCAGAUCCACAUCUCCUGACAGCCUGGGCCUACUAGCCAAUAGAAAACAGAGACGUGGACAUAAACCCUCCUUUCUGAUCUGUGGUGCACACAAACUGAUCUAACAAUGAAAAUGAAGUGAAAUACAGAUAUUGGGGUUUGGAUCAUUCCGAUCCUAUUUUUCUUCCAGUCCUGAAGUUGUAGUGAAUGUAUUAGGCAUCAUGUCCGGCGUCCUUCAUGUUGACUGUGGCCUCCAUUGACACAGUAUCACUUCUCUGAUAUCUGUUGAAGGAAAAAGGAAAAAAAAAGUGUCUUUUUUCCUUGUUCCUUUUUAGAGUGCUGCAGAAAUGGGUCUGCUUUUUUUUCUUUCUUGCAUGUCUGGUUCCCUUGUCUCAAAUUCAUUGUUUUGCGUUUUUUUUCAUGUUUUUGUUUAGAUGCCUGAAAUUAUGUCUGUGGUUAACACAAGCUAAAGAGAUUUUUGUGUUUUGUCCGUGAAUUCUGUGUCUUAAAAAAAGGAGGUUGCUCACAAGUCUCCAAAUGAGGGGACUAGACGUCCUCACUGGAGCACUCCUCCUUUAUCUGGCGGUGGUGUUGCUCCUUCAUAGCCUGACGAUAGCUUUUUAUUUGUGGUUUCUGCAUUCACGCUUCACGUCUGUUUGCCGCAGAGCUUAUUUCCUACAAUAAUCCCAAAAGAACACCCCCAUUGGCUCUUAGUGGAGGGAACCCAGUGUGACGCUGACUUCCUGCUUGGCCUGCUUCACUCUGAUGUGGCUGUGAUUGUAACUGUAGCAGCGCUGGUACAGACACACACUAACCAAACUAACCCAGUGAGUGAAGUGAGACCGAAACGGGAACGAAUGAUGACAUGUACAGUGUAAAUGCACAAUGUAAAUGCAAUCCUCUUCUGCUUUUUGUUUAUUUUCAUGUCAUAUAUGAUCUCCCUGUCUAUAAAUGUGGAUUUUAAUCAUUUUA